UACAUUAUCUUUUACCUUUUUAAACAAUUUGAAUACAGUAAUGAGUUCUUAAAUCAACUGAAGGUGUCAGUCAUUUUAAAGCACGGCUAGAAUAAAUAUUUGAAUGUGUUUUUUGUAGCAUGCAGAGUGAAAUAUUUGGUCGCAGAGUGUCGCUGUUAUGCGGUGAAUUGUAAGCUGUUUUCCGGUAAAGUGAUAGUAGAGAGAAAGAUAACACACUGACAGAAAGGGCCCUCCUGACUACUGUAGGGUGACUACAAAACAUCGACAAAAACAGGAAGUCGUUUACCUUUCGGACUCAGGGCUCUGUGUUGGAGGAAUUUAUUCUUUAUGUGUCACUGGGAGCAUCAACAGCAUGGCAGAUGACAAGGACGUGUUGAGAGACGUUUGGUUUGGCCGGAUACCCACCUGCUUCACACUGAACCCGGAUGAGGUUACUGAAAGAGAGGCAGAGCCCUACUAUCUGCUGCUACCCAGGGUGAGCUAUCUACCUCUGGUUACAGACAAAGUGAAAAAGCACUUCCUCAAAGUGAUGAGGGCAGAGGACGUGGAGGAGAUGUGGUUUGAGUAUGAAGGAACACCACUCAAAUGGCACUAUCCAAUAGGAGUUCUGUUCGACCUGCAUGCCUCUCACACUGUCUUACCCUGGAGCAUCACUGUGCACUUUAAGAGUUUUCCAGAUCAGGACCUGCUCCACUGUCCAAGCAACUCUGUGAUAGAGGCCCACUUCAUGUCCAGCAUCAAGGAGGCUGACGCUUUGAAGCACAAGAGCCAAGUGGUCAAUGACAUGCAGAAGAAAGAUCAUAAACAGCUGUGGAUGGGCCUGCAGAACGAUAAAUUUGACCAGUUCUGGGCCAUGAACAGGAAGCUGAUGGAAUAUCCCACUGAGGAGGGAGGCUUCAGAUACAUCCCCUUCAGAAUAUACCAGACAUUGAGUGACAGGCCGUUCAUCCAGAAACUGUUUCGCCCCGUUUCACUUGAAGGCAACACACAGACACUCGGCAACCUGCUGAAGGAGAUGUACCCUGAUGCUCUAACGAAUGAUGGUGAGCAGAAGCGUUACCAGGUGGUGAUCCACGGUAUCGAACCUCUGAUGGAGACACCUUUGCAGUGGCUUAGCGAACACCUCAGCCACCCCGACAACUUCCUGCACAUCUGUGUCGUCCCUGUUCCCACAGACUGAGCCCCGCCCCCUCUCACUGUUUCUGUGACUAUGCACCAGUUUGCCAGCCGGUUAGCCCCAGACAGGACAGUGCUUUUAACUAACAGACUAACAAGAAGAAGAUCAGAAUCUUAAUGGUGAUAAACAAAGGAUGUGAUGGAGGAAUUAAAUGAACCUCCUGUUUUCAUCUUGCUCAUUUACUUUUCUAUCUUGUCACCACUACAACUUCCUUUUUUUUUUUUUUUUUUUUUUUUGAAGACUUUCAGAGGUCUUCAUUCAGAGAUUCUGAAUUCAGAAGAAUUCAGAAGGAAUUAAAGAUGAAAAGAACUCCUGCUCCUCCUUCCUCCAUGAAAAGGAGAGACUUUUCUUUAAGUGAAAGAUUCCUGAAUGAGACGAGUAUCUCCUUAUUCUGUUCCUCUGCCGUUUCUUCUUCUACUCCUCUUUGAGUAAACAAAUAUCCACACAGGAGGCGAGGAGCUGAAAAGAUUUUUCAGUUUACCAUCCUGCCAUGCAUCGCCCUCCUUAUCGAAUGAAAGACUGUCCUGCAGACAGAGGUGGGAUUUUUCGGAAGCGAGUGGUGCAGCAUGCCCUGCAGAAGUUGCCUUAGUUACACCUGUCAUCCAUUAUGACUUACAUGACGUCAUCGAGUUUACAUCACGGUCUUUAAAACUGUUCAUGUCAAUAUUGUUUUUUUUUCCAAAAAUGUUGUAUUAUUAGACACCAUGAGCUUUACGUGGUUUUAAAGGUUUGACAGCAUUUCCAGCAUUUGUUUGUAUUUAUCUCUUGAUUAUCACUGCUGAAUUCUGCAUCCAACUUGAGUUAUUUGUUAAUAAAAAAAACAGAAUGUCCAAAUUUA
Molecule: messenger RNA, 2015 nt
Organism: Melanotaenia boesemani (Boeseman's rainbowfish)
Lineage: Eukaryota; Metazoa; Chordata; Actinopteri; Atheriniformes; Melanotaeniidae
Gene: atg5
Product: ATG5 autophagy related 5 homolog (S. cerevisiae)
Exons: 8
Coding region: 353-1180 (275 amino acids)
Biological process (GO): autophagy of mitochondrion; cellular response to nitrogen starvation; autophagosome assembly
Cellular component (GO): phagophore assembly site membrane; cytoplasm; Atg12-Atg5-Atg16 complex
Source: RefSeq, a predicted model, not a curated record